Molecule: messenger RNA, 2970 nt
Organism: Etheostoma cragini (Arkansas darter)
Lineage: Eukaryota; Metazoa; Chordata; Actinopteri; Perciformes; Percidae
Gene: itgbl1
Product: integrin, beta-like 1
Exons: 11
Coding region: 201-1652 (483 amino acids)
Biological process (GO): cell migration; cell adhesion mediated by integrin; cell-matrix adhesion
Cellular component (GO): integrin complex; focal adhesion; cell surface
Molecular function (GO): integrin binding
Source: RefSeq, a predicted model, not a curated record
ACUAAUCAAAGGCACUUGUAUGGAGGGAACUGUUGGCCUCUGAAGGGAUCCAGCCAGUUCAGGCCAGCCUGCUGCUCUUUCUCUCCUUUUCUCCUUUUCUUUUCCCUCUCACUCUCUCUUCCUGUCCUGUCUGUUUAAGGAGAGAGAGAUUGGGAAAUUCCUUCAAGCUACUUUACUUCAGGUUUCUGUGGGAUUUAAACAUGCACACUGACAUUUUGGUACAGUCCAUGUUGGUGCCGUUGUUUCUGAUUCUGCUCUCUAACGUGGAGGACACUUUGUUACAAUCGGUGAGCCAGGUGGGUGGGGUGUGUAAGCUGUCCACUGAGUCAUCCCUGCGCCGCUGCCGGACACCUGAUGGCAAGAUCUGCAGUGGGAGAGGCAAGUGUGACUGCGGCAUCUGCAUCUGCGAGGCCACAGAUCCAGGGAAGUUCUACGGUCCACGCUGCGAGUGCCAUGACUGGGUCUGUACUACACAUAAUGGGAAAACCUGCAAUGACCGUGGCUACUGUGACUGUGGACUGUGUGAGUGUGAUGAAGGAUGGUUUGGAGAUUCCUGCCAGUUCCAGGAGGAGUGUAACCUAACCGGCAAGAAGAGCAAAGAGCUUUGCAAAAACCCACAGGGGGUGGUAUGCUCCAACAGAGGCACAUGUCACUGUGGAAGCUGCAUGUGUGACAACAGGGGUCUGGUGACGGGGCGUUUCUGUGAGUGUGACGACAGCGAGUGUCUAGACGAGGACACCGGAGAAGUGUGUGGAGGCCACGGCCAGUGUUACUGUGGAAACUGCUACUGUGCUGCUGGUUGGCAUGGAGACAAAUGUGAAUUCCAGUGUGACAUCAGCCCAUGGGAAAGCAAGCGGAGAUGCACAUCACCAGAUGGCAAAAUCUGCAGCAACAGAGGGACCUGUGUGUGUGGGGAGUGUAACUGUUAUGACGUAGAUCCCUCGGGCGACUGGGGAGAUAUUCAUGGAGACACCUGCGAGUGUGAUGAGAGGAACUGUCAUGCAACCUACGACCGAUACACAGAUGACUUCUGCUCAGGUCAUGGCCAGUGUAAUUGUGGCAGGUGUGACUGCAAAGAGGAAUGGGCUGGGAAGAAGUGUGAGCAUCCUCUUUCCUGCUCCCUUUCGCUGGAUAGCAGUUUGAAGAAGUGUCGAGGGACGUCCAAUUUGCCCUGCUUCGGACGAGGUCAGUGCCAGUGCGGACUGUGUAAUUGCUACCCACCUGGGGACAGCCGUGUUCAUGGCAAAAACUGUGAGUGUGACGACCGUCAGUGUGAGGACCUCAGCGGAGAGGUCUGUGGAGGUCACGGUUACUGUUCGUGUGGACGCUGUAUCUGCCAGGAGGGCUGGUUCGGGAAGCUGUGCCAGUUCCCCAGGUCUUGUGACAUGAGUGACGUUCAGAGCAAAGAGCUUUGUGAGACCUCUGAUGGUGUCAUGUGCAGUGGAAAAGGUUCCUGUCACUGUGGCAAAUGCAUGUGCUCAUCCAAAGACUGGUGGGUGUCCGGAGAGUACUGCGAUUGUGACGACCGAGAGUGUGACAAACAUGAUGGCCUCAUCUGUACAGGGAAUGGAUUGUGCAAUUGCGGCAACUGUGAAUGCUGGGACGGCUGGACGGGGAACGCUUGCGAAAUCUGGUUGGGAACAGAGUACUGAGAAGGAGAGGACAUUAGGGUUAGAGACAAGGGGCCUGGCUGCCCGGAGCAACCAGGAGCUCGGUGGUCACAACUAGACUGGUAAAACGCCACAGCCAGGAAAACCACAAGAGGAGGAAGAAGAAAAAACUAAACAUGGAUGUAAUUCUGGAUAUCACUAACAGCAUUCCUUCUUUUAUUGUACUGGUUACAAAAAAUCCUUAUAAAAUUGGGUAUUGUAGGUGUAAAAAAAAACAUAUUACUAUGUAAACAUUUGUUUCCAAAACAGCUUUAAAUAUAAUUUACCUUUUUAUUAUAUAGGAACGCUUACAUAUUCAAGAUGGCUACACAUAAUAGGAUGCAGGUACAUGACAAAUCCAAAUGUUGUAAAGGGAAGAAUGAUUAAAGUAACAUUGUUGGAUACUGUGGCGGCAAUCUGUUUUUAACUGUACUGAGGGGUGUGUUGUUCCAAAAAUGGGACUGAAAGUCCACUUGAACACUCAAGGCACAAGUUAAUGUUUUAGGUUUUUAUUUCUUUUUAAUAAUAAAACAUUUAAUGUGCAGCAUGACACAACAUUUUGCAUGGAAAACAAUGCGAAGACCUUAAUCAUACAUGGUUACAAAUCUGUUAUAACAUGACAUAACUCCAAUGGGCAUACUUGCUAAGGUAUAUAUCAUAUAUAUAUAUAUAUAUUUUUUUUUGUGAAAAUAAAUCAUAAUAGUGCCUAAUCUUCUCCCCCGGGAAAUCAAACAAUCAGACAUGAAAGCCACACUGUACUGAAGGUACAUGAUGGACAUUUCUCACUCAACACAUACUAGUGACAAGGAAAAAUUGUAAGAGGAGGAAACAGAGAGAGGGCAUACAUAGUUCAGUUGUGGCAUGCUGGAUGUCCAUGUCACUUCAAAAGGUGGCAUCAGGGGAUGAGAGCUGCAUUGACACAAGAGCUCAGUCACCACUUGAAAAGAGGACCGAUAAGAAGUCACAAAGAAAAUUUAAUGUAAAUUCUACUUUGGCCUUUUUCAUGCUUAAACUAGCCAAUCCCUCUGUUUUCUUUGUCCCAUCAAGAAAUGACAGGUGCAAUAAUAUACUGCACACUAUAUUGCAUUAAGUAUGUUACUGACGUUACAGUACACCUUUUAUAUAAAUAUUGUAUUCAAUAUGUUGUAUGUGUGUAUACAACAAACAAACUGUAUAGUGUAGACAAACUGGUUGCAUAUAUGUAUGUAAAAUUAGCGGUACAUACCAACAGUUCUUGACAGACAUAGCCUACUACAUGCAGUUCAUCAAUGCCAUCCUCUCCCCAUGCAACAGAUGGGACAAUGUACAAAAAAAAGAGGUU